AUGGGGGACGCGCUGGGCGGGCGGCCGUUCAAACGGCGCGCUUUCGCGGAAGCGGACGCCGUGCGCGUGGGGAUGGCGUUCCUGGAGCGCGGGGAGAAGAAACCGCGCGUGGAACGAGACGCGGCGCUGCCGCGCGGACCGGCGCAGGGGCUGGAUCGGCCGCAUCCGCACAAAAUCCACUCGCGGCUCGGGCACCAGCCGCAUCUGCAUCCUCCGCCGCCGCCGCAGCAGCAGGUGCCCCUGCCUUUGGAUCCCCUCUUUGGCCGCUUCGGGCGGCGACCCCAAGGGGAUAGCAAGUUCGUUCCGGAUUGGGCGGCGAACUUCGUGGCGGAGAUGGGCAUAAGCGCGCGGCCGAAGGCCCCGCGUUAUGAGGACGCGCAUUACGAUGAGAUGGGGGAGGAGGAAGAGGAGGAGGAGGAGGUUGAGGGAGGGUUUGCGGGUGGAAUGCGGGGAGAGGGCUUCCGGAACUUGCGUGGAAGGCGGGGUUCGGGGGCGGGUUUUCGUGGUAUAGCAGGAUUGGAUGGGUUUGGCGGUGCUGACGUGGACGGGAAGCGGAAACGGAAAGGCCGGAGGCGGUUCCAGCAUUUGCGGGACGAGGAUGAUGACGUGGUGGAGGUCAAAGAUGACGUGUUGUUCUUCCCGGGCAACCGCGGGGGAGUGCACAUGGACCGUAGGCGACGCCGUGAGAUGCGGCGUGGGUUGCAACGUGGAAUGCGGGGGCAUAAGGAGAGUCUUCGAGGCUCUUUGAAGAAGGUCAGGCGGAAGGGGCUUGAGAAAGAGAGGACCAAGUUGGGGACUGAAGAGGAAGGAGAAGGGGAAGGAGAAGAAUUAGGAGGAGAAGCGGUCGGGGUGGACGGGAAUAAGAUUCGUUUGACGGACAGCAUGCCUGUGCCUUUGUUUCCGGGCAACUUGGGCAGCAGCGGGAUAAAAGGGCAGCCGCAAAUGAGCAUUCUUGGGGAGGACUUGUGGGCGGAAGAAGAGGAGGAGGAGGAGGGAGGGGACGGGGAGGCGGAGGAAGCGGCGGAAGACUGGGCGCACCAGCUGCGCCUGGAGCAGGAGUUUUUGCGCGGGAAGGCGCAGGACAGGGAGCGGGAGCGGGAGAGGCGGCGGGGGGCGCAGAGGGUCAAGGCGGAAGGGAAAGAGCGCCCGGGGCAGCAGCAGGGAGAGGGGGAGGGGAAGGACAAUCAGGAGGGAGUUGCGCCCGACGCGGUUGGUCUCGGGGCGGAGGGGGAGGGGAAGGCGGAAGGGGAAGGGGAGGCGGAAGCCGGGGCUGUCACUGGCGGAGUUCCCGAAGGCGCAGAUGAUCAGGAACGGGCGGAAAGGGAGAAGGAGCAGGCGGGGAGGGAGCGUUUGGAGAGGGAGAGAAGGGAACGCGAACGGAUGGAAAGAGAGAGGGCGGAGAGGGAGCGCGUGGACAGGGAACGGCUGAGGAGCCAGCAGAAGCUUCUAGAAGAGGCGAUAGUUGAGAUGAAACGGAUGAGGGGAGAGCAGAUCGCGAUGGGGCGGGAGCUGAGGCGCGCGCGGAACACCAAGGAGGCGGCCAAGCAGGCGUUCGGAGAGCUGAAGAAGCAGGUAUGGUGGUGGCGCAGGAACACAUGCUUGCGCAGGCGCGCGUGCAGCUCUCCUUGCUGGAGGGGGUCAACAAGGCGCAGACGGAGGAGAUCUCGCGCCUCUGGAUGGCCGCCACUCAGAACCAACCCGGUCUCCCCACCCCUUCCCCAUCCCUUCCCACCCCUCUCCACCGCUGUCCACCGCUUUCAACCAAUUCCCAACCCUUCCCACCCCUUUCCACCGCUCUCUCCUCCCCUAUGUCAGGAGGUUGUUCAGGAGCACAUGCUGGCGCAGGCGCGCGUGCAGCUCUCCUUGCUGGAGGGGGUGGUGGCGCAGGAGCACAUGCUGGCGCAGGCGCGCGUGCAGCUGUCCUUGCUGGAGGGGGUCAACAAGGCGCAGACGGAGGAGAUAUCGCGCCUCUGGAUGGCCGCCACUCAGAACCAACCCGGUCUCGCCCCUGUCACGGGCCUUUCUGCUCCCCCUGGUACCGUCAUGGGGUCUGAUACGCGGUUCUUUGCCGCUUCUGCUGCUUCGGCUGGUGGUUUUGGCGGUGCUGGUGGUGCUGGUGGUGGUGGUGGUGAUGGUGUGCGUGGGGCAAGAGGAGAGAGCAGUGCUGCUGGCGGCGCUGCUGGUGGGGCUGAUGGUGGGUCCAGUGAGGAACAACAGCAGCUGCAGCAGCAGAAGCAGGACCUUCAGAAGCAGCAGCAGCAGCUGCAGCAGCAGCGCGAAUCCCUAACCGCCCAAUCCCUCGCAGCAGAUCUCGAGCUAAGCGCCACGAAGCUACAGAUAGCCUUGAAGGAACGGCCUGUAUGCACCCUCCUGCAAAUCGCCUGGAGCCCUGCAAACAACAUCGGCGCGCUCGCCAAGGCGAAGUUCAAAGAAGCAAAUGGAGGGAUGGCUCUGGGGCAUCCCGGGGACAUGCAGUGGGACGACGUUCUUAAAGCCCUGGAGGAGUAUAUUAGGCUGGGAUCGCUGGAAUUUGCCAAGUACCAGCUCAUGUUUGGGUUUAAGGAGAAGGCGGUGUACCGCGCCCGAAGCAGAUUGCAGGACGGGCGGACCCAAGCCACACUGCUAGCCGCGGCACAUGAUGAGGCUCGGCAGCAGCUUAUGGAGGGGACGUUGGAGUUUGAGGCACAUGCUUUGGCGUCUUCUGUGGCGGCCAGCGUGGGGAAGCUUCUGGGAACUGUGGAAGACGAGAAGCAUGAGGAUGAGGAUGAAGAGGCAGCGGUUCAGUCGUUGAUUGCGUCAGCCGCGGCUAACGCAGAGAACGCGGCGAGGGAAGCGGAGAGAGAGGUGAUUCAAGCCCAGGCGAAUGCAGCUGCUGGCCUGCCUCCUGCCUCUGACCCUGCUGCUGGUACCGCUGGCGCUGCUGCGGGUGUUCCUGGCAGCGCGGGUAUGGACGGUGGUGUUGGGAUGGAAGGGGUAGACGCUGCAGGGGAGAUGGGCGCAGGAGGGGAGGGGGAUGGUGUGAUUCGGCGGAAGCCUGGGCGGCCGCGGGGAGGGGGGGCUGCGCUGGCGAUAGGCAACGGGGACCUCCCCGCGCUCUCCCGUGUGCGCAUCCCCAAGAUGCCCACCCUCCCGGCGUCCGCGCAGCAGGCGAAUGGGGAGGGGAAGAAAAAGAAGAGAAAGAACCGGGGGAGGGGGAGGGGAGCCGCUGAAGGGGGAGGGGCGGAAGGAGGGGCGGACGAGAUGGGGAAUGCGGGGGAGCUCGGUGUGGGGGUUGAAGGGGCGGGAGGAGGGGAGGGGAUCGCAGGUGCGGAGGUUGUGGGUGGCCGGGGUAGGGGGAGGGAUGGGGGGAUGGCGGAGGUUGAUCCAGCGGCGGCGGCGGCAGCAGCUGCUGCAGCGGUGGCGGCUGGGUUGGAAGGGCAGAUAGACGUUGAGGCAGUGGCAGCAGCACUGGCGCAGGCGACAGGGGGGGGUGGCGGCAACCGGGGCGUGGCGCAGCAGGCAGGAGGGGGCGGGAGGAUCGGACUGGACAGGCAGCGGUUGCAAGAGCAGCAGCAGCAGCAGCAGCAGCAGCAGGAAGAUGAGCAGCAGCAGUUGGGACUGCAGGGGCAGGGGCAGCAGCAGGGGCAGGCUGUAGGCGACGCCUGGCAGGGUUCUGGGUUUGGGAGUUUAGAGGCGCUCUGGCAGCAGGCGGGGCGAAAUGCAGUGCUGGGGCAAGGAGGGGCGGGCGGAGGGAGGGGCAGCGCUGGUGGUGGGGCCGGGGCUGUGGCGGUAGGGGGAGCAGGCGGGGAUGCUGCUGGUGCUUUUGCAGCACAAAAUGUUCAACAGCAGCAGCAAGGUAAUGCGCAUGCUGCGGCGGCGGCAGCUGCGGCAGCGGUGAUUGCAGCGGCAGCAGCCGGCAGUGCGGGACUUGCAGGUGUUGCGGGUGGGGGAGUGGCACAGCAGGACCUUCAGGGCGCAACCCCGGUGAUGAAUCUCAACUUCCCGGUGGCUGAGGAUGCAGCAGGAGGUGCUGCUGGCGGUGGCAGUAGGCGGGAGUCCCGUCGGCAACAGCAGCUGCAGCAGCAGCAGCAGCAGCAGCAAGGGCAGUAUCUGGGUUCCCAGAGGCAGGGGUCUCAGCAGCCCCAGCAGCAUCAGCAGCAGCAGUAUCUGCGUCAGCAGCAGCAGCAGCAGCAGCAGCAGCAGCAGCCGCAGGUGCAGCCACAGCAGCUGGCGGGGAAUCGGGCAGGAGGGGAGGCGGAGUUUGAUCGGGUGCGCCUGUGGGGGAAUGAGUGGGAUGGGGUGAAUGCUGGGGCAAACGCUGCGGCGGCGGUUGCUGCAGCGGCAGCAGCAGCGGGGGGAGGGCAAGGGGAGGAGAGUGCUAGUGCUGGUCUGCAGCAGCUGCACAAUCUGGCUGCAGCGCAAAAUCAGUUGCUGCAGUUCUCACGGGCUUUUGGGGCAAAUGCCUUCACUCGCCAGUAG
This is a messenger RNA of Closterium sp. Naga37s-1, 4458 nucleotides long. Lineage: Eukaryota; Viridiplantae; Streptophyta; Zygnematophyceae; Desmidiales; Closteriaceae. The record is from the annotation of a GenBank genome assembly.